Messenger RNA from Aspergillus novofumigatus IBT 16806, 348 nucleotides. RefSeq lists its product as uncharacterized. Lineage: Eukaryota; Fungi; Ascomycota; Eurotiomycetes; Eurotiales; Aspergillaceae. The transcript has 4 exons. The record is from RefSeq and is a predicted model, not a curated record. Bases 1 to 348 code for a protein of 115 amino acids.
AUGUCUACUACACAUAUCUUCGACACAUACAACGACAGACACGACACCCUGACACUCAAUCGGAGAAUCUCAGGCCAGACACUACACGAGCCGAAUUUAUUCUCAGAGCAAAGACGCCCAAGCGACAUCAACGACCCCAAGGAGCUCAAAUAUCUGGCCAAGAAUCCGGAGUGGAUUGACUGUCCCUUCUGCCAUGAGCGCGCUUUGUCCAGGGUCGAGACGAAGAGUAACGUGGGCGCUGCAGUUGUGUCCACGGCAAUGAGUGCUGUCUCCGUGCUGGUUGGUGCUGGUCCUCCGUGGGGCGGCAUGCGUUGUUUUACGCAUUAUUCCUCGAGUCCGGAAUGCUAA